Messenger RNA from Populus trichocarpa (black cottonwood), 1110 nucleotides. RefSeq lists its product as uncharacterized. The record is from RefSeq and is a predicted model, not a curated record. The transcript has 3 exons. The coding region runs from base 394 to 753 and encodes 119 amino acids. Lineage: Eukaryota; Viridiplantae; Streptophyta; Magnoliopsida; Malpighiales; Salicaceae.
CCAUGGAACAUCGUACUGCAGACAGAGAGAUGUCUGACGUUACCGCGGCGCAGCAGCAUCAAGUCCCAAAUGACAACAACGUUCGAGAGAUGCUCACAUUGGCUCGCCAACUCAUCAAUCAAGGCAACCCUUCUCAAGCUCUCCAAGCGGAGUCUUUGAAACGAUGAGGGGCGUGACAAGGAAGUUAGAAUAACUUCAAAACUACUCAACUAUGUUUUUGGUUACGUCCCAAGCUCGGUCAUAUUUACAAGUUUUGUCAUCUGUUUGUUGGAAGCUCGAGCUGCUGCUUUUUUUUUUUUUUUCAAUUUGGAUAACUUGCAAGUGAAUCUAUUAAUGAAGGACAUAUAGAGUUAUUCCGAGGCUAUCGCAUUUGAUUCCCAAGCUUAGGUGGUCAUGGCAAUGAGAACCAAAGGUGGGGAUCAAGCUGUAUUUCAAUCCUUGCACCGUGCUCGUGAGCUGUAUUUGAACAGAUUGCAAGAGAGCACUAAUGUUGAUCAUCUGGCCUCUUUGUUUGCUGAAUGUGCAAUUGCUGAGGCCCAGCCUUUACAAGAUGAACAAACACCACUUAAUGGAGGUGACCAAUCACCUUCAGCUGUACCCGAAGUUCAUGUAAACUCCAUACUUGCAGAAACUGGCAGGACGCAAAUUGUGUUGGAUGCAUUCUCAGAUGGGAGCAGUUUCAUCUGCCUUCACUGUGGUGGUCUCGUAAGUAAUUAUCGCAAAGACGAGCACUAUGCAUUCUGGUGUGGUUGACUCUGAGCUCAUGAAUGUGGAACGAGUUUUUGCUCUUUGAUGCAGUGCUGCUUGACAUGCUUGAUUAACUUACCACUUUCCUGUAUUGUGAUGCAGUGCUCCCCGACAUGCAUGAUUAGCACACUGCUUUCCUUAUUUACUGCACUGAACUGCAUGGUUGCUUUACUCGAUGAAAUUUCUUCUUAUAUGCCCGAUGUUAUCAUUACCAACCAAAACAUCAAAUGCUUGACUUGAGAUACAGAGGUCCGGUUUUGAUUUAGACUGAAAAGAAAUGUACUACUGUAAAACUUCUUGCAGAAGGCUUUUACUAUUUAGUGGUUAAACCAUCAAAGAAAUGACGACGACGAUGUGGAUCAA